This is a messenger RNA of Besnoitia besnoiti, 249 nucleotides long. RefSeq lists its product as uncharacterized. The transcript has 2 exons. Bases 1 to 249 code for a protein of 82 amino acids. The record is from RefSeq and is a predicted model, not a curated record. Lineage: Eukaryota; Apicomplexa; Conoidasida; Eucoccidiorida; Sarcocystidae.
AUGUCCCGAGCCGUGUACGCGAAGCUCUGGGCUAGUACAGCCCAGUACACCCAGCGGAGACAUUAUGCGUGGUACCAGAUCUGGUCCCGAGUGGUUCCCUGGUCGCUCCCCUGGGGCAUCUUCGCCAUGUGGAUGGUCUUCCCUGCCAUGCCGGUGGAAUACCGUCAAGCCCUGACUUUCGGUAUCUGGCAGAAGCCCAACAUCGGCACUCACGGCCCGGAUCUUGGCCUCGAACAGAAGAAGCAGUAG